UUGGCUGCAGAGGCAAGAGAGCAAGGAAAAAGUCGCCUAGCUGAUGAAAGUUCCAACCUGGCAUUCAUCUGUGUUUUGAGCAAGUGCUUUACGAAAAACAAUUUUGGAGGAUAAAAUCUGGCCGUAAUUCGAAUGCAACGAAAAUUCGCAACGUACAAACCAUCCGUGCUAGUGUUUUCCCCUUUUGGCGCAGAUAUAUGUCCGUUUAGCGUCUUGUGCGUGUAACUGUAGUGAGUAGAAGUUCUGCAAUUCAAGGCGAGAAAAAAUUUCACCUUCCAUUAUUUUGCUUUCUCGUCUGCAUUUUUUUAAUUUGGCUUGCGGGGUUUGUGCAGAUCAUCGUUAUCAUACAAUGUGUGAGCUUUAAUAAUAAUAGUUGGAGUGCGAAAAUAAUUCCUUGGAAUAUUGGUCUGUGGAUUCCUUGAUAUAAAAGGACUGAAGCAUUGCACAAGUGAGCCACGAAGGCACAAACCAGUGUUGGUGAAUAGAACAGGUGAAGGAGUAGUAACAGAAGGUGCUGUGUUGUGGGCUUCGUUGCGCUGAAGCAAUUAGAUUACAAGAGCUAGACUGUCGGCUUCGAACAGUCGAGUGUUGCGAAUAUUUAGCAACUGCGGUUUUGGUUGGUGCUCCUUGAACGGAUUCUGCACUUGAUGGAUCAGAAAUCGUUUUUCAGGGUAGCCUGAAUCCCGAAAUUAUACAUCUCCCUACGUGAAACCGCGAUCGAGAAUGGCUCAUAACAAUAAUACCCAGGAGAAGAAUCUAGUAAACUGGAGCAACCCGAUAAAAACGAAUCAACCGGUGCAUGCUAGCAGCUUUUUUGACCAGACAACUUCUGGCGGUAUCAAUUUACCCAAUAACACACAAUUGUCACAGGCUGGAAUUUUCUCUUCGAUUGUCUCCAAGGAUCACGAUGAAAGAAGUGUGACUGACUUAUGCCAAAAUACUAUCUACAUCAGCGAUCCAACAACCGCAAGUCAGUUUUUCACUAAGCAGAAUCUACAACAACAUCCGGGCAGAAUGGCCGAUCAAUUCUCGGCUUCAUCUGUGUUCAGUACAAGCAACAAUAACAACAACAACACCGAUGGUUGGGGUGAUGAUUGGGGCGAUUGGGGCGAUAAUACAAUGGCCCAGCAAAAACCAUCACCUCCGCAGGCUACCGCGUCUCGUCAACCGAUGAAUACAAAUCAAUACUUCCAACCGCAGCCACAGUUUCAUCAACAACAGCAGUUCUCUCCACAGCAACAAUUUCAACCGCAGCCGUUUCCUUCGCAGCAAUCGCGUUUGGAUCAGAGUAAUGAAAAUUUCGUGUCGUAUCCCACACCUGGCGAACAGCAGCAAAUCUAUCAAAGUUAUCCUACUUCUUCAACACCAUCCACGCAACAGCAUUUUUCCCCUAACUAUCCUCAGCAGCAACAGCAAACCGUGUACCCUCCAGCCCCACAACAACAACAACAUCAACAUCAACAACAACAAUACGUACAACAACCUGUUUCGACAAAUCACUACCAACAAGCGUCCCAAAGACCUCCAUCACAGCCGUCUGCCUCUAAAAUCCCACAAUACAGUCAGCAAACGCUCAAUCAAACCAUUUCCGAUAGCUUCAGCACAAGCGCGACCGAUACCUGGAACUGGAACCUUUCUACUGAUAGCCAUCAUGCUUCCAGCCCUAAGCCACCAACCUUGGAACCACAGCCCCAAUCGAAUGCAUUCAAAGAUAACAAUUUCCAUCAAGUGUAUACCCAGCAAAAUAUGCCUCUGAACAACGUUGGGAGUCAAAAUAAUACUCAGCCACAGCAGUCUCCCAAGAUCCAGGUCGCUCAGAUAGCUCGGCUAAAAAAUGAAACCAUCUCACCGCAGUGGUCUAUCGAGAGCCAAGUCUCGCAAACUUCCAGCGAUAGGUCGAUCGAAAGCGCUGAAAUUGGCGAAAGUAGAAGUUCCAAUACGAUUCCAUCCGACGAUGGAACAUCCGAAAGGAAUCGACCCCUAAAAUCAGUGGAAAAUUAUGAAUAUAUAGAACAAUGUAUGGCUCGUAGCGAUGUCCCGGCCAAACUGGAACGCAACCUGAAUCCAUUGCACAUCAAGCAGGAACGCCAACAGGAUGUUUCCGAAACAGUUGGUUCGGAAAAUUAUGCAGUACCCACUUAUCCCCCACCACAUGCAAUAGAUACCAAAAUUCCGCCUCCGGUAGCGUCCUCUGUAACUCCACCUUUACCUCCUUUUCCAUCGGAGAUUCAACCCCCGCAAGCUCCGCCACCAGCUCACACACCGCCUCCCAACAAGGAAACAAACGCAAACCCAUUCAAACGUGUAGGGCAACGUUCCCACCUCCCAACGCCUGGUCUGGGAACAACCCAACUGCCACCGCCUGUGAGUUCUAACUUCAAUCUCUAUCAGCCUCCGAGUCAACCGGUGGAAAUGGCAAAUAUAGAAAACCCUACCGUUCCUGAGAAUCAAGAAAUACCCGAAGCACGUGUUGAAAACAUCGAAAAUUUGGAACUUGCACCAAGUAAUGACCGCAACCAGUAUCUACAAACCGGUCAUUUGUCAGAGGAAGGUUAUAAUAUAUCGCAAGCGGCCCCCUCCAAUGAUCAACCUGCUGGGGACGAUAGUCUUCCACCUCCUGGACUGUCACGUUACGUUCCAGGGCAGCAACAAUCGGAAAAUAAUCAACAACUUGUGUCUAGCCACUUUCCGGAACCUCCUCCGGGAUUGGAUCGUAUGAUUCCGGGAACGGAUCUGGAGAACAACACUGAUCCUCACAUGGAGCGCCAGAUUGAUGGGGAAGUGUCAGACUCCGCGUCUAACUCUAAUGUGCGGACAGGAUUUUCUUCUGUUUCGCAAACCCAACAAGAUCAUCGUGGUGGCGAUGGCCACCGUCACCGACAACCAGAGGAAAUUAUUGAUCGCAACCUAUAUUUGGUACCUGGGGAAAGCGAUACGCAUCACAACCAGCAGCGCGUUAUACCUGGCGUAGAGGAUGAUCGUCCGAUUCAAUCAGCCAACAGCGGUAGCAACUAUGCUGCCCAAGCACAUGUAGUGCAAACACCGGUAGAGAUUCCAAUCAACGAACAGCAGCGUGAACUUGUUAUGGAUGGUGCGAAUCCGCACGAUCCGCCGCCACUGGUCCCUACAGAAAUUGCGCGGGAUGAACCGAUCGAAGGCGGAAAUCCUCUUGACAAACCAGCUGUGAUACACUCGGAAACGGUAACGAUUCCGGAAAUUGAUACCAAUAUCCCCAAUGAGGCCCCAAGAAAAGAUCCAUCCAACACAUCCACGGCGGACGAGAGUGACAAAGAUCGACCGAUGUUGUACUCCAAAGAUAAAUCUUCGCGGCGGGAUGACGAUCCUCUGCGGCGAUCAAUGAGGAGUAAGAGUUCGAGAGAUCGCUAUGAUACGGAGGACUCGGAUUACAGUGAUCGGGCGCGGCGACGGCGAGAACGAGAGAGUAGUGGUGGGGUGGAGGGACAGCACAGGGAACGUAGAAGAGGUGAUCGAGACAAUGAUAAGGAACGUAGGAAGGAUGGUGGCAGGGAUCGAGAUCGGGACCGGGAUUAUGAUUAUCGUGAUAAAGAGAAGAGCAGAUACGAUCGCGAAAGGGAGCGCUACGGCCGAAGCAACAAGUAUGAUCGUGACAGUCGCUAUGAGACCGAUGGAUCUAAAUAUGAAACUGAAAGAUCGGCACGAUACGAUAAGGAUGGAGACGGUAGCAAAAGAUAUAUGACCAGAGAAGAGUACUACCGCAAACGGGAAGAACGUGUCGGCGCUGAAGAUCGCCGAUAUCGUAAGGAGAAAGAUCGCGAAAGAGGUGAUCGCUAUCGAGAUGAGAAGAAAAAAGAUGAUCGCUAUCGAGACAACGGCGAUAAGCGUCGCGAUCGGCACGACCGGCGCUACGAGUAUGAGGACUACAGAACCGGCAGUCGUAACGGAUUUGAAAGAGAUCGUGAUCGAGAUCGUAUGCGUGACAGCCGGGAACGCGAUGAUCGAAAGGAGCGUGACAGAAAAUACCCUCCAACUGCAGCUUAUGGAGUUCCGUAUAGCGGUGGCUCCGGAUACUAUGAUCCGUAUAACUUAUAUACCCAGCACCAGCAAUACUAUGAACAAUUGCGACGGACGAACCCACAAGCGUAUGCCGAAUGGUAUCGUACAUACUACAGUCAAAUUCAAGCCGCUCAGAUUCAGCGUGAUUUGCUCACUAGCGAUGGACGGGAAUCGGUGCACUCUGGGCGUAGUUCUGCUAAUGAUAAGGAACGGUUUAACCGCACGACACCGUUCCUCCAUCAGCCCGGCAUGUACAAUCCGGAAGACUAUCAUCGUCAUUUCAAUAAUCAAUCGCAACCAUCCGUCAUGCUUAAUCAAAGCUUCCUCAGCGAAGUGUCCAAUCAACCUUCGACACUGCCAAUGUAUCAACAUCAGCAAGCGAUCGCCUCGACCGGUACAUUCCAGCAGCAACCACAACAACAGCCACGGGCUACACCGUUGGUCAUGGACAGGUCAUACAAUGCUGAUAGUGGAUAUUACCAGCCAAGAAUUGAUAACACGGAUGGCUCACUCAAACAGGAGCCCAGCACGAUAGCGAUGAUGGAACCAGAGCGGCUAACUCCACGCAAGUUCCCAGAGAUUCAUCCCAUCGUCAGCAUAUCUUGUGGACUGCUUGUGACUGCUAAAAAUCGACUAACAAUCAAUGGAACCACUGACUUAGUGAAGAUUUUCACCCUGGGUGCUAACGAUCCUACACGCAAGUUAUUCCAAUCUUAUCCUGGCCCGCUGAUGAAACAUAAGACUCACAAAAAAUCUGUAAUCGAGUUCUGCGAAGAGCAACUGCGCAACGGUCCUCCCUAUUGUAACGGACACACGGUAAUGAAAUCUCGAGGAAACUCCAUCAACAGUUUGCACUCAAUUGGAUCGAAUGUAAAUCGUGCAUCAUUCACAUUGCUUUGGAAUUAUAUUAUACUUCUGCUGAGACAAAAUGGAACAUUCGUCGGUACCGACAUCUCGGAGUUGUUGAUGCAGAAUAAAACAGAGUUUCCAUUUGAGCCGCCCCAAGUCAGCUUACGGUCGACAAAUGUGAGUGGUAGAAAUUCUUCACUUUCUACCACCGAUCGCAGGGUUCGGGAAGUUGACGCCGAUGGACAUUUGCAGAACGAAACCGAUGAAUGUCCAGAAAAUGUUGAAACUUUGGCUAGAGAAAUUGAAUCACGUUCGCCACAGGAAAAGAAGGAGCCAUUGAGCGAAGUGGAAAUUACAGACAAAUUUCGCAAUUAUCUCAUCUAUGGCAACAUCAGUGACGCACUCGAGUGGGCAACCGAAAAUAACCUAUGGGGUCACGCUCUGUUUCUUGCCUCGAAGGUUGAUUCCCGACAGCAUGCGAAUGUGAUGAUGAAGUUUGCCAACAAACUAACGUUGAAUGAUCCAUUGCAAACGCUAUAUCAGCUACUCAGUGGCCGAACUCCAUCGGCGGUGACUUGUGUCCUCGACGAGAAGUGGGGCGAUUGGCGACCCCACUUGGCUAUGCUAAUGUCGAAUAGUUCCGCUAAGCCGGAACUGAUCAAAAAGUCGAUCACUACUCUCGGCGAUUCUCUGUACAACCGAGGAGAUCUGUACGCUGCCCACUUCUGUUAUCUGCUUUCGGAUGUUACGUUUGGACGAUUCUCUGACGUCAAGCAGGAUGGUGGUGUCACGGUUACGGCCAAUACGGUUGUGAGAUUGAUUUUGCUUGGCUCGUCACAUUUGCAGCGUAGUUUCAAGGAGUUCUCUGUGAAUGAAUCGAUCAUGAUGACGGAAGUGUACGAGUAUGCUCGCUCGUUGAAUGAAGAGCGGUACUCCAUUACGGAAUUGCAGUACUACAAAUAUUUGCUAGCGUGUCGUAUGUUGGACUAUGGAAUGCAACUUAAAUGUUUGCUCUAUAUGGAACAAAUUGCAGAGCAGAUUCAACUCGAUCCUUACGUUUUCGAUUCUGAGUUCAUCAAGAAGGUAUACACUCUCGGCGAUCGCCUCAAGUACUAUGAUCCAGUGUUAGAAAAAGCGCUGGAUGAAUCCGUGGAUAACAUUGGACAGGGUAAUAUUUAUUCGAAAGUGGAAGAUCCUAUCUGGUUGCAGCGAUUAAGUUCUAUACUUCAUGGUCAUAAUUCUACACGCUCUUCCAAUGCCCUGGACCAAGCAAAUUCAGCAGGAACACAAGACUACAAUAGUAGCAGCCACUAUGGUAGUUAUACGGGUUAUACCGCUGAUCAAUCAUCCCAACAACAACAGCUAUCACAGGUCGCUAGUCGAGAACAAUCACUUGGACCGACAGACAUCAACGAACAGUUUAACGAAAUAAGCCAGCAGUUAGGUCAACUGAAUUUACAAUAUACUGACGGAUAUGAUCAAUCACAACAAAAGGAUCAAGCGUCUACGCAUCUUCAGUACGAUAAUCAAACAGCAGCCCUAAGUUAUGAUCAGGAUUACGAUCCGGCCCAUCAGUCUUCUUUGCCGGAUGAAUCUCAUCUGAAUCAACAACAGCAAGUGCAGCCUGACACACGAGAAGGCUAUGAUCAGCAACAACAGGCGUAUGCCUAUGGAUAUAAUGCUUCCCAAGGACAACCAACCAUGUUUGCACCGACACCAGUAGCUAGUCAGGAUAUGCAGCAAUCAAGCCCGUACGGCUACUGGGGAGCAAACUCCGAGCCGGUUUCGAAUCAAAUCGCGUCCGCGUCGUCCACUAGACAGAGUUCCUCGCCAGCUCGCUCAGCCGCCAUCAUCGCUGCUGACAGUUCACACGAGUACGAGGAGAAACUCCCCGAGUCUUCGUACACUUCAUCACCAGUACCGCUCAGAAAAGAUGAUUCGCAAGAAUUGUUGUGCCCUUCACCGCAACCAAUUUUUAGUGCCGGCGCAGCGGUGGCAUCGGGCGGUGCUGGUGUCUCCUACGUUCCACAGCCUACGAUCUCGAUGCCAAACUCCAACCGGUCGGGAUAUGAUGAUGAGAACCAUAGAACGUCUACUCAGCAUAGCCCUCAUAGCGCUCACCCUCAGCAGCAGAAACAUCAGGAUCAAAUUGGGGUUGAACAGUCGAUCUCCGGUGAUCCAACCAAGAGAGGUCCAUCAAACAAGGAUAGUAAACCAGCUGUCAAUAGCCAAAGUGCCAAUUCUGGUUGGUUCGGUGGGAUAUGGAAUAAACUUUCAUUGAAACCAAAAAAUCAGAUGAUUCUACCGGACGACAAAAAUCCAACCAUCGUGUGGGAUCCCGAGAAAAAACGAUGGGUGAAUACGGAAUCCGACGAGGCUGUUGAGGAAAGUUUUAAACCACCACCAAAAAUGGCAGACCUAAUGCCAACAAGUUCUGCUCCACCUCAGGCGUCAACUCCGAUUUCUCAUUCUAUAGCAACAAUCCCCUCACCAACUACAUAUGCGGCGGAACCAUCGCCACAUGUUGUUGAACCACCGUCUGAGCAACCGUUAACAAUGAGCCAAGGAACCAACCAAUCAUCGACAACGAAAAUAGGCGAACCGACGAAGGUUCCCACGUUGCAAUCGAAUAUGUUUAAAAUGCAGAGGAACAGAACUUUGAAAAAGUCUUAUGUCGAUGUGUUUAAUCCCUCUGGUGCCGCUCCAAGUCGGCCUGCUGAACCUAUUCUGGCCCCUAAUAUUCCGACAAUGCAUACACCCCAGGGUGGAUUCUUCGUGCCUGGGCCGACGUCUGCUAGUGGGCCAUCGAUCGAAAAUUCCGCUGAGGGCGGUCCACAGUUCUACAACCCUAAUCAGUACGCUGGAGGAUAUCAGCAGUAAGCAGUUUUAUCAUAUGAAAAAACAACUUCGUGUCAGGAAAAAGCGUAUAAUGAAAAGAUGUGACAAAACAAAUCAGAGAAAAAAAUCGAGCGAUAUAUUACUAUGCUUUAAACAAGUAGAUUCGAUUUGUGUAAAACGCAAGCUAUGAAACAGUAGAAUGAUUCAAAAUCUCUUCGUUGUAUUGUUUUUUUUGUAUGUUUGGAAAGCAAAAAAAAAAUCACUGAGGACUGUGCAAUUUUUUUAGGAGCCCAUAAAGAGAAAUAUUAGACAAAUUAUUCAUUUGUGUCUUUGACUUUUUAUGUACAUGCUUUCACUGCUUCGUGUGUGAUAGUUAAGGUGAUGAUAGUUUUGUUUAGUUAAAUAUUAGGUAUGUAUCAUAUAGGUUUGCAUGUAUUUUAGCGUCUAGUUUCGCAAAACUUCCUACAUCUUAUGAAAAUAAAUAUUAGCUAGAAACAGUUCGUAUCGGUUACCCAUUUCAUGCAAUUACAUUGUUCUUGUAGGAUUUUUGGUUUCUAACAUGGGGGAUCAUAGCUUUUGAGUUGAUUUAUUUCGAAUUGCUCAUUUUAUUUAUGUUAUCGCAUUGAUAAAUGGAAAUAUUGGAUGAUGACAAACUAAGACCUACUGCUAGCAUUACAGUACACAUGUGUUUAGAUAGCUUGAUUGUAAAGAGAAUGUAAUGUAAAUUUGAAAUGUUCUGAUAAUCCGUUCGUGAAUUUGGUAUGCUACGAUGUAAGGAUGUAAAAAUAGAAAGACAACAGAAAAUAUCGACCUAGUAUUGUUUAGUGUGCUUAUUGCCUUUUUAUUUUCAUAUUGAUUUUGUGUUAUUUUAGUUACACUAUUAUUCUUUGAACCAUAGGUGCAAGUUUUUUUGUCAACACUGAAGUUAAACUUUGUGUUUAUAUUAUUUAAAUAAAACAAAAAUAGUGUGAUGGAGUGAUGAAAACAUACCGAGGAUGAUCAUAUUCAUUGGUAUUUUCACUGUAUUAGAUAGCACGUAAUUGAGAUAGUAGCUAUCAUUUUCCAAUGAUUGUAUGCAUAAAGAGGAAACUAACGGAGUCCAAAUGUACAUUUUCUUCACCAGAAUAUAGAGUAUCAAAAUAAAUAUCCAUUAUUCAUUGAAGUA
Toxorhynchites rutilus septentrionalis is the source of this 8887-nucleotide messenger RNA. RefSeq names its product protein transport protein Sec16A (gene Sec16). Gene Ontology annotation, biological process: autophagy; Golgi organization; COPII vesicle coat assembly. Gene Ontology annotation, cellular component: endoplasmic reticulum exit site; ER to Golgi transport vesicle membrane. The transcript is spliced from 18 exons. The record is from RefSeq and is a predicted model, not a curated record. Lineage: Eukaryota; Metazoa; Arthropoda; Insecta; Diptera; Culicidae. The coding region runs from base 724 to 7764 and encodes 2346 amino acids.